CCCUCCCGCCGCGGAACGUUUGGAGGCCGGAACCUGCCGUCCGCCCGGCGGGGAAGAGGCGGGGGAAGACAAACGAGCGGACGCGACGGCGCCGCCAUUGCACAGGUUCCGCUCCCGCCGCCGCCGCCAGUCCCGGCCAUGUACCGGCCGGGAUUCCGCGCACCGACACCUCCCUACGCGGGUGGCGGCUUCCGGAGCCCUCCCUCCGGCGGAGGACCCCUGCCGCCCUCUCCGCGGGGCUACGGGAGCCCCCACCGCACGCCGCCCUACGGCCACCGGCCCGGGCCCUACGGCAGCGGCCUCUCGCCCCGCGGCGCCGGGUUCCACGGGCGCUUCGGGAGCCCCUCGCCGGGGGCGCAGACCCCGCGCAGGCCGCAGAGCGCCAGCCCCCGGUACCCGGCUCCGUACGGCGGCACGUCCCCGGCCGGGGCGCCUCUGCACCCGCCGCCGCAGCACAAGCGCUCGCCCGGCGGCUUCCAGAGGCACUUCCAGGGAUCACCCAGGACAUCUACUCCAUUUGGUACAGCGCAUGGCAGAGAGAAAAGAGUCUCUAAUGAUGUGGAAAACUAUUACAGACCUUCAAUGCUUGAGGACCCAUGGGCUGGCCUAGAGCCAGUGUCUGUUACAGACAUAAACCAGCAAUACAGCAGUGAGCAGACAACAUGUACUGGCAAAAAAGGGAGGUAUUUCAGCUAACACUUUUAAAGGCCAAACAGUUCCAUCUUGUCAGGAAAACUUUGGGACAGAAUCUUUACACUUACACAAGAUGAACAAUAAUCAAGACCUUAGAUAAUACUUUUAUUUCAUCACAUGUCCACCCUUUUAUCCUACCUUUUUUUAUUGCAUUGGAUAUUUUUAUGUAUGGGAGGCAAAAGGAGUGGUAGGAAAACUUACAUUUCUGGCUAUGUGGAAGUGCCUGCCAGCUCUGAAGAACAGUGUUCUUUAAUCACCAGCGACUGAUUUGUGACUGUUAAAGCAAGUUUUCAUAUACUUACCUCUCCCAAGCCAGACUGUUGGCCUUCUACUGUAAAGUCUUUUAGGAAGUGGUAUUUCUUAUGUUUCAAAAUUUUUAGAUUGAAAUAACUUGGAAAUAAAAUAAAGUUUUGUAAAUCCUUGUUUUGUAAUGUAUAAAGAGUAUUUUAGGAGCUUUGUUAAGGUGAACACAUUAACACAGUAAUUCACAACACUGAAAUUAGGUGACUUCUGUGUUUGUAUGGUGUAGUUAACAUCUGGUUUUGUGCAUAAUAAUUUUUGUUAAUUGCAGUGUAAUGUGAAAUUGAAACAUGACUUAUAGCCAUCUCAGGAAACAAAUGUAUUGGUUUUGGAAAGUUUAAUUUGUUGAACAAACUCAAAUCACAAACUUAAUUCUGGAAUUACUUGCUUUUGUGUUUAAAAAUAUUAUAUAUUUGGAUCAAUAUUAGAAAUUUCUGGAUUAUAGUAACAAGUCUGCUCAUUGACAAUUUUAAGUCUAAGAAACACAUAAAACAUCAAGCUUAAGUAAAUGCAAAUUUUCUUUCUGGAUCCACCUGCUAGAAUUGUAGAGAAUGAGUGACAGUUUUUGUUACACAGUUGACAUUAGUACAUGCAUAGCAUCUUUUUUUAAUCCAUUUUAUAUUUUUCAAUUAUUUUUUAUUUUUACUUAGAGCAGGCAUCAUUGCCAGGAGAAUUGAUUUGUGUGUGUACAUGAUAUAUUUUUAUACUGAAGAGGAAAGCAAUGCUUUGAGUUUUUUAGAGCUUGUCUUUGCAUGGAAGAUCCAUGCUUAAAUUCAGGAGUGAAUAUCAUAAUCUAGAAUAAAAAAGACAUAGUUCCAGCUGCAGGCAUGUUCUUAAUUUGCCAUGUUACAGCUGCAGUAGUUAGAUAAAUUUGUUGUUGAACUUAACACUAUUUGUUUGUUGAUCUUGGCUUUUAAACCAAGGUAGAGUGUAAAAUCUUUGUUAGAUAAAACCGUUAGUUUAGUUUUCAAAAUGCAUGUGUUCUUUUAAGCUUCUUAUGUACUCAAAACUUAUUUUUGUAGUCCUGAGGCAGGAUUAGGUAGAGAAGCACAGGAAAUCCCAUUAAACGGUUCUUAGCAGCUUGUCUUUUUGCUGAGGUAGAAUUGUCCUCUGUACUCUUUAUCUGUUUCAGCAUAGGAUGUGUUAGGUUAAUACUGCCUUCAGGAACAACUUCAGACUCUGAGGGGAGCUUAAUAUGUUCAAAUGUUCUGAGUCUCUUGUACUCUUAGGACCACAGUCUAAAGUAUGUCACUUGUGUGUCUAUUAUUUUAGUAUUAUAUCCAAAAAGGCUGCCUCAAGAACUGAGAACAUAAAGCCUGCUGGAUAUCAAGAAGGGUGAAAUCUUCAUCCCAGAAUCAAAAACUGGUGCCUUAAAUGGCAGCUAUCAGUGUUGUUUUCUUUAAUAGGUACCGGCUAAACUGAGAUGACUUGACAAGUUGUAGAAUUUAUACAUACGUUAAUCAACAUCAUUGUGAAAACUGAAGUGUAAAUUUUUCUUUCAUUUUUUGUUUUUUCAACCUUGUCAGGUGCUGUUAAGCUCACAGAAAAAAAAAAAAAGUAGCAAUGUGCUUAAUCAAGUGCCCUGUUUCUUUGCCGUUUCCCAUGUAAUUGAAAUGCAGUUUAUUUUUUGUAAUAUUUGGUGAUCUUGGAGAAACAAAUAUAAUUUUAUUUUAGAGAGUAAAUCCAUGAUGUCUUCUCAGUUAGAUGUGAUGAGAGUCUCAGUUUGGAAGGGAGAAAGGAAAGGUGAGGGAUUCCUGAGAGAAAAGAGACUGUUAGAGGUGGGACUUCUUACAGAGUAGCCAGUAUGAGCUGCCCUUGCACAUUGCAAGGAUGGGUUUUUCCACUUUGGCAUUGCAGUUGACCCAGGCAUCAACUGGAACCAGGUGUCAGACGUCGGUGAAGGUAAAUCUUCCAGAAAGAGAACUGAGAAAAUAAUUGUGAAACACUGUGUAAUCCAUGCAGACCUUCCACUAUGUCAUCUGUUAAAUUGCUGCUUCAGUGCACUUCAGGAUAUGACUCAACAAUUUUAAGUACAUCAUGCUGCUAAAGUCAUGCUACAGUCAUUUGGUCAAGAAUCAGCACCAAAAACUUUAAAAUUAUUCACCUUUCUGGCUUCUGGGAGAAAUUUUGUAAUUACAGUAAAAUAUAAAUGUGUCAUUGUUGGAGAGCUGUAAAAUGCAUGAACACGUGUUCAGAACUAUAAAUAUAAUGUUCUUAAAGUCAAUUUAAGCUUUGCCUUUUUUGCCAUGAUAUCUAUUAAGCUUAAGAACAUACCUCCUCACCAGCUUUUUUUCUUUUUACCAUUUGGCAAACAUCUGAUGGAGAGAGGAUAUAUCCCUUCCUCAUUUGUUAAUGAAGCCACUUCACAGUACCACUAUGACUCUGGAAAUAGCAUGUGAUGAUAAAAUGUAAAGCACAAAAUACAUCAUUUUUUCAUGAGCCCGUGAAACAAAAUAGUGCUUAUGUCUUUUUAAUGAAGGGAUUCCUCUGUAAUCAACACAAUAUAUGGGCAUUGCUCUUUCUUCAACAGACUUCAUAGAUUUGAAGGUAAGUUAGCUUCUUUUUCAGAAGUUUGGGUUUAUACACCAUACCAUUCUGGUUUUUUUGCCUUGUGUUUGUCAAGUCCAUUUGACUUUCUCUUCAGUUGUUUUAAAGUGUAACUCAUGAGUAACUCUUCCAGCAGAAAUUCAAUUCACUUGUUGCUGUUUUUGCUCCUGUAUUUAAAAUUGAACUGCAUCACUACUACAUUAACAGUAACAAGAACUUAAAUCAGCCGAGUACAUGUGUAAUGCAGCAAUACACUGGGUGAGUAGUGACCUCAGGAUGUGCAAAUAAUAGUUCAAACUUCAACUUUGGGUUUGCAUUCCAGCUUUAUCAUAUGGAGUAUUCAUUAUUCUGUGGCACUCAGCACACGCAUUGAAAUUGUUAAAUAAUUUAGCAUAUUACAAUAUAAAUUAAAAUGAGGUUUUAAAAGUUCAUGUUAAACUCCUCCUCUUUAGAAUUAGAAGUAAUGCCUUGAGAUGUAGCAUUUUCCUAAUGUCAAACCUGCGAACAUUUAGCAGGUAAAAUGUGUCUGAUCAGCGGAAUGGAUGACUACUUUUGCAGUCAGGUUGUCUGUGUUGUUAAGGACAUCUUUAUGUGCUCUUAACUUUAUAGAAAUUGCUUCAGUAGAAAUCAGAGGGGGGAGCAUUUGAAAAAUGCAUUAUAUGGAAAUUCUACAAGUAGCUGUUCACCUUCGUUCUAAAGAAAAGAUUUUUUAUAGCAUGUUUGGUUUUCAAGCUGUGCUUCUGAGUAAUCUCACUGAAGUCAGAAGAUUUGCUCAUGCAGCUGGGAUGUGUAAGUAUCUGAUGUCACAGUUUGAAAAUUCUGUCAUCCAUUUAUCCAUCAGUGCUUUUUACCAGCACUGCAGUUUAUUCCUCUGCCUGGCAAUUGCUCUGAAUUUAAAUUCAUACAUGGCUUUUAUACAUGACUGUCUUGCAAUGCAUUAAACUCAUUUGUAGAAUAUUUUCCAAAAUUCUCAAGAGUAAAGACUGUUCUCUUUUCCCCAAAUCCUGGUGCUUGCCUUCCUUCUGUCUUUUUGGAACUGGCAGAGGAGAGGGAAGAUUGCCUACACUGAUGGGUGAAGAAUCGUGUAAUGAUUUUCAUAUCUCAGGCUUUCAGAAACUUGCAUAUCAAUUGACAUAGGGAACUAGACAAACUUUUUUAUCAUUUGAGAUAGUUCAAACAACUUUUUACAGCACAAGAAA
Messenger RNA from Zonotrichia leucophrys gambelii, 4739 nucleotides. RefSeq names its product M-phase specific PLK1 interacting protein (gene MPLKIP). The transcript is spliced from 2 exons. Gene Ontology annotation, cellular component: midbody; nucleus; centrosome. Lineage: Eukaryota; Metazoa; Chordata; Aves; Passeriformes; Passerellidae. The record is from RefSeq and is a predicted model, not a curated record. Bases 139 to 696 code for a protein of 185 amino acids.